Molecule: messenger RNA, 2343 nt
Organism: Symbiodinium natans
Lineage: Eukaryota; Dinophyceae; Suessiales; Symbiodiniaceae
Source: the annotation of a GenBank genome assembly
AUGGCCUUAGUUCUUCCCAGUGAGCGGCGCAUUGACGGACUGGGGACCGGCGAUACGAGCCUGCUGCUGGACUUCCUCCCAACCGACGCAGCCGCCGACCUUUUGGCUGCUUUGGUGCCAAGCGCCGACUUCGAUGUUCGCCCAGAUGACGAGAUCCAAUGGCAAAAGAUGGAAUACUACGGAAUGCCAGUGCCACGCCUGGUGUGCAUCCAGGGCGAGCGGCAGGAGGAUGGCUCCAUGCCCGUCUACCGGCACCCAGUGGACGAGCAGCCGCCGAUCUUCGAGUUCACGCCCACGGUGCAGAGAGUGGUUGAAGCAGCCCGUGCUCAAUUUGGUGUCCCUUUCAACCACGCCCUCAUCCAGCUCUAUCGCUCUGGGGACGACAGCAUCAACGUGCAUUCCGACAAGACUCUGGACAUCGCGCACGGCACGCCUAUUCUGAAUGUCAGUCUCGGUGCAUCGCGCGAGUUCCUGAUCCGAUCGAAGGAGAAGGUGACCUGUGGGACCUGGGCGGCUCUUCGCCAGAGUGUGGUGCUGCCACACAACUCGGCCUUGGCCUUCGGCCUGGACACCAACCGCGUCUGCACGCACCAGAUCAUGCCUGACAGGAGACCCGACGGCCAGCGGCGCAGUGAUGAGACCGCCUUCGGUGGCGUCCGUGUCUCGCUUACGCUGCGUGUCGUGGCCACGUUCCAGCGGCCGGACGGCAGUCUUUACGGCCAGGGCGCUCGGCAGAAGACGGCGGUGGCGAAGGCCAGUUCGGCACCUGCGGCUUCGCCAGAGGAGGGCCAGCGUAUGGCCGAAGCCUUCAGGCGUGAGAACGUCGAUCCAUGCUUCGACUGGGCGGCGUACUACGGUGAAGGAUUCGACAUCCUCGCGCCCAGCUACACGCAACCCGCAAGGACCAUGAGCUCCUUCUCUGAAACACAGAUGAGCCUCGCCGACUUGCUGGCCUUCCUCUGGGAGCUUGUCGUCCUCGCACAUAAGACUGCCUUGGGUAUGCUCUGGGUGCAGACGACGCACCGGCCUGCGCUAGGCUUGCAGCUCGCGCUGGCAGUGUGCGCGAGCCACUUCACGCUGUCCCUGGCGGUGCAGCCCUACCGCCAUCAAGGGCUCAACGUGCUGGAAGCCUGCUUUGCUUUCCUCAACGUCCUUUGUGUCCUGAUGUCCAUGCAGAUGGAGUACUUCGGUAGCAAUCCCACCUUUGAGAACAUCGUCUUCGGACUGGUGUUUGCCUACGGCACCCUGGGCGUCGUCGUCUUCGUGGCAUGGUCCUUCUUCUUUGCCUGGGAGAAGACUUUCCAGGAGACGUACUACGUGAUGAUGUCCGGCGACUGCCUCGCCCAGAGCGGGAAAGAGUUCAGCGGAGAUGACUCUGUCAAGCCUGCAGCAGGCUCGAUGGCUGAGCUGCGUUCCAUUCCGAUGCUCACACGCGUCGUGCAGUCGUGUGACGAUCUGACUCCCUCGGAGCCACGGCAAGCGCGAUGGUGCUUCAACAUCAAAGCCCCGGAUGCCCUGCCAACAGCCCGGGCAAGGCACGGAACGACCCACGAGCGGUUGGAUCUGGCCUUGGAGCAGGCCAUGGCCGUCACUGUUCGCACCCCCGAGCUGCUCAUGAGGAUCCUAGAAGCGGAGGGCAGUGAGGUCAGCUUCGCUGGCUUCGCAAGCCUGGGCUUGCCAAGAGGCAUGGCACCUGGAUGCCUACGACGCGGUGGUGACCUCCGGGGCCGUAUCCGGGUCACGGUGCCUUGCGCGGAUCAGAAGCUACUGCGCACGACUUUGAGACAGCUUGGCGCCUUUAGCGCCCGCUGCAGCGAACAUCCACGGAGCGACGACGAUGAGGGCUCGAAGAGGAUCUCAACGGUAUCAAGCACCUCGGCGGGCGUGGACCCUGCAUCCUUCGAGGAAGCCACGAAGUCUCGCAUCUCGACCGCCUCGCGGCCGUCACGUGUGUCAAGGGUAUCGGCUUCCUGGCCGCCCCCAUCGGCCGAGUCUGCAUACGCUUUGGAGGCCUUGCCCCGGCCGGCGAAGAUCGCUGGCCGCUGGGUGCCCGCAGGCGCAGUGCUGGACCAGAUCCGGUAUGUGCCGCCAGGCACGAGUAUUGACGAAGCUCCGACAGAGUUCGCGGAGACCUUCCUCGCCCGGCUGAGCCGCAAGCGCUUCGGGAAGGGAGGCGUGCUGCGAGACAGCCGGGGCGAGCUCGUUCUUGAAUUCCAGCGUCCUGAUGAUCCGCUGGACCUGCACACAGAGCUCUGCGAGCUGCUGCUGAGUCGCAACGAGGUCCCUGGCGACCGCGCCGAGUCGACCCUCGAUUCGCCAACACAGCGAGCCACAAGGAUGUAA